Molecule: messenger RNA, 5891 nt
Organism: Osmerus eperlanus (European smelt)
Lineage: Eukaryota; Metazoa; Chordata; Actinopteri; Osmeriformes; Osmeridae
Biological process (GO): DNA repair; telomere maintenance
Molecular function (GO): ATP hydrolysis activity; DNA helicase activity
Source: RefSeq, a predicted model, not a curated record
GCCCUCAGAGAUUUUCAUUGUUACAUUUGACAAUGCCACGUUCCAGCAAGAGAUCCAGGGCAGCCAAGAAAAGGAUAUCUGCUCCAGAAGACCAAGGAUCCACUGUUGAGAUGCCGAGGAAGAAGAACUGGCGGAAAGGGCGUCAUCACUUGGCUGCUGCUGCAACAUGUAGCGCCUUGUCUGAUUUUUCUCUAUCCACUGAUCCCCACUCUACCCCUUGUGAUAUCCCAUCUUCAUCCCCCACCCCAAGCUCUGAUUUUCCUCCUCUUCCGACCUCUCGGUCAUCUAUCUUUAGGCCCUGUGACUCUCUUUCACAGUCUGUGCCUGUUGUGAGCUGUGAUAAUGUAUCGCAGUCUCUUUCAAGGACCAGUGGAGCAUCGUUCACACUGCCUCUGCAAUCUAUAAGGUGUGCAGCCAUUGGGGCAUACUGUUCUCACGGUGAAACUCUCAGUCACCAAGGAAAAAAACUUGAUACAAACCUUGCAAACUUUUGUACAAAACUGUGCAACGCUGAAAACUUUGAAAUGAAAACUAUUGUAAUACCUGAUGAAAUUAAAACUAUCAAAAGUCAUUCAACAAACUCUGUUGAAUACAUGAACAGUGGUGAGCUGUCCAACACCGUGCCUCCAAGCUGUCAUAACAGGUAUAUACAAGGAUCUUUUCAUCAAGGACAUGUGAUGUUUGCAGAAAAUGCAGGCGUACAAUGUCUGACAAACAGUUUAACAGCAAUGUUGAUGAAUGAACUGAAAGAUGUGUGCACGUGGCAAAGUAGUGACCUUGAUAUUAUUCUUGUGAAUGGAAACGAGCUUUAUACGUCAGUGCAGAACCGCAAUCAGGUAAAACAUACUCAUCUUUUGGUAAGUGAUUUGCCAAAGUCUCAUGUGUUGCAUAAUGUUGAUUUUACAAUUAAUCUUGGACAAGCAUUUAGUGGCAUAGUAGGAGUACAUGAUUAUGAUCCAGAUUUGGCAGACAUGUCAAUAAGCCUUUAUGAAGCACUGCAAAGAGUAGUACUAGAAGAUGACAGCUGUUUUUUGACAAUUAAUAAAAGUACUUGUGCCAUUAUUAAACACACCAGUGGUUAUGCAGUAUUUGACUCCCACGCACGCAGCUAUGAUGGCCUUCUUCAUCCAACAGGAAAAAGUGUUGUGUGUUUCUUUCAAACUUUUGAGGAUAUGUACAGCCAUCACAUUAAUAGGCUUGCAAGUUCAAUGAAUGCCUUUGGAAAACCGUUUGAGGUAACUGGAAUGAGCUUUACAAUGAGAUUAGAAGACGGCAACAACAUAAACACUACAGCACUACACAAGUCUAAAUCCUUUAGAAAAAAUGUCCAAGAAGGCCCUCGAUUUGUUUGCUCAGCUUGUCAUCGCCAGCUUUUUCGAAAGCAAGUCAUUGAAUGUAAACAUGAUCGCUACACAACCAGUCCAACAGUUGCUGCUUUGGCAAAACAGUGCAUUACAGAUACAUAUUUACAGACUUGUAAUGAAGACUGUGAUAAUAACUGCACUGCACAUAUUCAAUCGUCUAAGUUGUGGAUAUGUCACACAUGUCACCGUAAAAUUGGUGCUGGUAGAAUGCCUCAAGAAAGUGUAGCCAACAAUUUGCAUUUGGAAGCCAUUCCUUCUCAGCUACAGUGCUUAAAUUCACUUGAGCAACACUUAAUAGCGAAACAUAUUCCUUUUAUGAAACUGUUGGCAUUACCAAAGGGCGGACAAAAUGGUUGCCAUGGACCUGUCGUAUGUGUUCCAUCUAAUGUCGAUCAAGUAACAAACAUGCUCCCACGAAAUGAUGGAAAUGAUUUAAUGUUACGAAUUAAACUAAAACGCAAAUUAACAUACAAGGGGCAUUAUGAAUAUAAACAUGUCCAUACAAACCAUGUCUAUAAUGCGUUGGAGUACUUAAAGUUAAAUAACAAAUGGUAUCAUGACAUUAGCAUUAAUAAUGAAUGGAACAAUGAAAUAUGUGAUAACGCUGUGUCAAUACAUACAACAAGCGUUUCUAAUGAAAGAAAAAAGAACAAAACGGAAAAUGAUUCCGAAAGUGAUGAUCCUGAAGAAGAGUUGACAUACACUGAACAAACACAUGGAAUGUUUCUAGACACAUGUUUACAACCAGUAGAUAUUGCACAAGAAGUUUUGGAUCAACAUUUUGACUCUGUGUUAUCAGUUGCCCCUGCUGAGAAUAAUCAUCCCAUUAAACUGUUAGAAGAUGCUACAAAUGAAGGAAAAUGUUUUCCUAUGUUAUACCCCACGGGAGCUCCUACUUUUCAUGACCCUCGCAAAGAAAGAAUAACCCUGGCAAAAUAUUUAAAUACACGUUUACUGAAUGCUGAUGGCAGAUUUGCUAAAAACACAGACUUCAUAUUCUAUGCCCAGUACAUAUCAGAAGUACAACAAGUUCUUUCAAAUGUUUCAAUUGCCAUGCGCAAAGGUUCAGGCACUGAAUUGACUCACAAAGAGCAACCCAAUUUGUUAACUGAUGCAGAAUCUUUAAAACGAGUGUUAAAAAACGACGAAGGCUACAAGUUCUUAAGACCUAUACGUGGAACACCCCCCUUUUGGCAAUCUGCACAAAAAGAUCUGUUUGCUAUGAUACGACAACUAGGAAUCCCCACAUGGUUUUGUUCAUUUUCCUCAGCUGACAUGCGCUGGCCUGAAAUGAUAACAACACUCAGUCAUGAACAAAAUAAAAAUGUGCCUAUUGAUGAACUGACUUGGUCAGAGAAAUGUGCAUUGUUGAAACAAAACCCAGUUACAACUGCAAGAAUGUUUGACCACAGAUGGCACAGUUUCUUACUGUGCCACUCCAUGACUCCUAUUGGAAAAAUAUCAGACUACUUUUACCGUGUAGAAUUUCAAAACAGAGGCUCCCCUCACUGUCAUUGCUUAUUCUGGGUGGAAUCAGCCCCUCAAAUUGACAAAGACCCUGAUGAGAAAGUUGUAGACUUUAUUGACAAGUAUGUAUCUUGUGAACUGCCAUCAUCAGAUGAUGAUGAACUGUGUGAGAUUGUAAACACUGUGCAAAAACAUAGCAAUAAGCACUCAAAAACCUGUAGGAAAAAAAAAACUGAAUGUCGGUUUAACUUUCCACGACCCCGAUCUUGUCGAACAUUUAUUGAUCGUAUUGUCCAACCUGCAAAAAAAAACUUGAAUGUCACUUAUGCACAAAAUCAAUGCAAUACAGAACAAUCACAUCAACCAAUGAAUGAGGAAGACGAAUUGAGAAAACUGAUGACACCAGACGUGGCUGAAAAGAUGUUGAAAAUGGUCAGAACAGCUUUACUAAAUAGUGACCAAACAUUUGAAUCGACAGAGGAACUGUUUGAAAGCAUCGGCAUUUCACAAUUGCUUUUUGAAAUAGCAAAUUCACAACUAACCAAUAAAACCAGCGUUGUUUUAAAAAGAAAGCCCGGUGACAUUUGGAUUAACCAAUUCAACAAAGACCUGUUAAGAGCUUGGAAUGCCAAUAUGGAUAUUCAGUACAUUGUGGAUGCAUAUUCUUGUGUAGUGUACAUUAUUUCUUAUAUAUCCAAAGCAGAGAGAGAAAUGGGAUUGUUACUCGAUUGUGCACAAAAAGAAGGACAUAAAGGCAAUCUGGAUGCCAAAGCUGCAUUCAAAUCACUCGGCAGUGUUUACCUUCAUAAUAGAGAAGUGUCUGCACAAGAAGCAGUAUAUCGACUAACUGGAAUGCAUUUAAAGGAAUGCUCACGCAAAGUAACUUUCAUACCAACAGGAGAACACCCUAUGCGCAUGAGUUUACCUCUCAGUGUAUUGCGAGACAGAAAACAAAAUGACAACAAUGAACAUAACACUAUAUGGAUGACAAGUGUGAUAGACAGGUAUAAACAUAGACCACAAUCACCACUGUUUCAAAACAUGUGCCUUGCCACGUUUUGCUCGGAAUAUCGAGUCUUGAGUCAAAGUGAAGUCCCAGCUAAUCCAAGCGAAUGUGUCGUUCAACUUCAGGACAAUUCUGGCCACAUCAGAAAAAGAACACGCACGGAACCAGCUGUUAUUAGAUAUGCAAGACUGUCACCCACAAAAGAUCCAGAAAAAUAUCAUCAAAGCCAGUUACAAUUGUUUUUGCCCCACUAUGAAGACUGUCAGUUGAAACCACAUCCUUUUGUAACAUACGAAGAUUUUUACAAUGUUGGAAUUGUACGUGACUUCAGUGAUGACAUAGACAAAGUUAAAGAAAUUGUUGAGAAUAAUAGGUCCUUGUAUGAACAAAAUUCUGACAAACUAGAUGAUGCUCAACUCAUUAUGGAACAGCAGGUUGAUUUGGAUGAUGCAUGGGCACAGAUUUGCCCCCAGUCUGAAAUGGAACGCCUUCAAUGUUUACAAUCCCAGGAGGUUAUGCACAAUAAAACUGAUUUACAACCCAUUUCAGAAAAUAUUCCAGACCUGACAGAAACUUUGCCUAUGACUGGUAACAUAGAAGUUAGAAAAACAUUCAUGACUAAAGAAGCAGCAUGGAACAUAAUGAGAUCUUUAAAUGAUGAGCAAGCGCGCAUAUUUUACAAACUACGUCAGUGGAGUUUAGAAACAGUAUGGGGACGAAAACCACAACAAAUACACCUUUUUGUCACUGGUGGAGCGGGCACAGGAAAAAGCCAUUUGAUUAAAGCCAUACAUUAUGAGUUGUCUCGAAUUUUAGCGCAACUAUGUACAAACCCUGAUGACACUACAGUGCUAAUAACAGCUCCUACUGGCGUUGCCGCGUAUAACAUUGGUGCUGCUACCAUACACAACACUUUUUGUAUUGGCACAGAUGUGCGAUUACCUUACCAGCCGUUGGGUGAGGAAAAGAUAAACUCUUUACGAGCUAAACUAUCCAAUUUACAAUUACUGAUCAUUGAUGAAAUAUCAAUGGUAGACAACAGACUCUUUGCAUACAUUCACGGAAGACUAAGACAAAUAAAACAAUCCGGAGAUCAUUCUUUGUUUGGAAAAGUUAGUAUGGUUGCUGUGGGAGAUUUUUACCAGUUACCGCCUGUGAAAGGGAAACCUCUGUACAGUUGUACAGUACAUAUGCCAGGACUGAACAUUUGGAACGAUCACUUUGAAAUUGCACAUUUGACACAAGUUGUGAGACAAAAAGAUUCAACUUUUGCUGAGUUGCUAAAUCGCAUACGUAUCCAUCAAAAAUCAACUCCUAUGUUGCCUACCGACGUUGAAAUAUUGAAGCAAUGUGAAACAGGAGAAGUCUCGAAUGCACUCCACAUUUUUGCUACAAAUAAACAAGUUUGCAAUUACAACUGUCAAAUGCUCAAUUCAAUUUGCCCAAAUGCUAUAACUAUUGAAGCACAAGACUUUGAGCGUAAUCCAAAAACAGGACGUAUGGAAAGAAAGAAUGGCCACCACACCAAAGUUUUUAAUAGUUGUCUUAAGCCAAGUGUGAGUUUGGGUAUACACGCGUGCAUCAUGCUGACUAAAAACAUUGACGUUUUAGAUGGACUCGUUAAUGGUGCUUUUGGGACAGUUAUCCAAAUCAUGUUUGAUACGGACAAAUACUUUCCCUCUGAAAUACAUGUUGAAUUUGAUGACAGUAAAAUUGGACAACUGCAAAGAGCUAAAAUAACUACAGCAAAUAAUACUCAUUGAAACCUCACAAUAAUUAAACCUGUAGAGGACAGAGUCUCGAACAAUGGUGGAAUACGCCGUCAGUACCCAAUACAAUUAGCCUGGGGUUGUACCGUUCACAAAGUUCAAGGUCUUACAGUGAAAAGUGCAGUCGUAAACUUGAAAAAGAUAUUUGCACCAGGACAAGCUUAUGUAGCUUUAAGUCGUGUGUCUUCGCUGUCAGGCUUAGUAAUUGAAGACUUAAACGAGUCAAAGAUUUAUUGUAACAGCAACAUCAAAGAAGUUCUUGCAACAAUGGCUCCCUUCAUCUAA